Molecule: messenger RNA, 2016 nt
Organism: Thlaspi arvense
Lineage: Eukaryota; Viridiplantae; Streptophyta; Magnoliopsida; Brassicales; Brassicaceae
Source: the annotation of a GenBank genome assembly
CUAAACCAUCCACAAUUUUUUUGAAUCACCAUCACCAUCUAUCUCUUUCUCUCUUUAUCAGAGUUCAAACAAAAACUUUCUCUUUAAUUACAAAUUGAAAAAACUGAAACCUUUGAAUAAACUCACGAACGUACUGUUCAAUCUUCUACUCUGCUUUUGCUGUUGUUGGAAUUUGACAAAAUGGCGUCUCAGAGACAUUUAAAGGAUCUUCUAGAAGAAGACCAGGAGCCGUUUCAGCUUCAGAGUUACAUCUCCGAUCGGCGUUGUCAAAUCAAUCCUCCGGCUCCGGUAACGCAUUUACAGGUCAAGAAACGCAGACCCAUCUCUCAGAACGCGGGACUUCCUUCGCGUUUCUGCCGCAACGCUUGUUUCUUCUCCCUACGUGAAUCUCCUGACCCGAAGAAAUCUCCACUCUUCGAACUCAAGUCACCGAACCGAAGCCAAAACGCGGUUUUCGUCAAUAUACCAGCGAGAACCGCUUCGAUUCUACUAGAAGCUGCGGUUAGGAUACAGAAACAGUCGUCGUCUGACGCUUCAAAAACGAGAACGCGGAACGCAGGAAAUGCGUUUGGGAUAUUUGGGUCAGUGUUGAAGAAGCUAACGCAGCGGAAGAAACGCGAAAUCAGCGGCGUUAAAGACGGUGGUCGAGUUUCUUCGGUGAAAGAUAUGUUGAGAUGGGAAUCUCCAGUUGUUCGUAAAAUAGUCACAAGAAAAUCUAAACGCAAAGAAGAAGAAAAGUCCUACCAAACGCAGAAAAUCGCGUCCGAGGCGCAGUUCUCACGGAGGUCUAGUAGUAGUUGUGUUUGGUCAGAGAGUGUUACCAACGGAGAGAGAUCUUGGGACUGCGAUUUCGAAACGUCGAUUAGCUCCAGCAGCCGAUCGGACGGCUCAGAUGAGUUUGCGUGUGGAUUGAUGAACGGUUCAGAUUUCUCGGAGGAUAAUAAACGCUUUUGUGAAAGCCCGUUUCAUUUUGUCCUCCAAACGAUGUCUUCUCCAGGCGGUUUCAGAACGCCGAAUUUCUCAUCGCCUGCGGCUUCUCCACGCCACGAUUGUCAAGAGAUGAAGAAAGGGAGUAGUGAAGCAGAGAAGCUAAAGAAACUAGAAAUGGAAGAGGAAGAAGAAGAAGAAGAUAAGGAACAGAGCAGCCCAGUUUCAGUUUUGGACCCUCCAUUUCAGGACGAUGACGAAGACAUUCACAUGGAUGACAACAACAUCACUUCCAGCUUCAGAUCUGUACAAAAAGCAAAGCAUCUCCUUCUACAGAAGCUUUGUAGAUUCGAGCAACUCGCGGGUUUGGAUCCCAUGGAACUCGAGAAAAGAAUGUCAGACCAAGAGACCGAGGAGGAGAGGGAAGACGAAGAAGAAGAGAUGGAGAAUCAGUAUCAGUGUGAGAUUAUAACUCAGAGAGUUCUUAAAACGUAUUUUGAAGAUAUGAACGAAGUUCCCGAAGGCAUAGAAGAAGCAUUGAUCUCAGACCUUGUAGCGGAGGAAUUGCAAAACGGCAGCGGUUUCCUUGACGAUGAAGCCGAAGUAGCCAAAAGAGUAUGCGAGAGGUUGAGAUCUUGGAGAGAUGUGGAGUCAAACACAAUCGAUAUGAUGGUCGAACAUGAUUUCAGAACAGAGAGUUUGGGGUCAUGGAGAUCAAAGAACGAUGCAGAAGUCUCAGAGUUGGUUUUGGAUAUCGAGUUUGAGAUUUUUGAGGAUUUGGUUGAAGAAUUAUCAGAAGACAUUGGCGGAGAUCGGUUUUGAUAUUCGGGUAGCUUCCGUCACAAGUAAUAACAACUAACCUGCGGGAAAUUUUAAAUGGAUGGUGAGUGUAUGUAAAAGUUUUGCUUGAUGAGAGUAUUAAGCCUUUGUGCAAUUCCUUAAGAGAACUGAGAAAUUCAUAAGAUCGGUGAAGUUCUCAAAUCGGAUUGGGUCGUUGUAGUUGACAAUUAGAGAAAAUAUGGAUCGAAAUUUAUAACUGAUCGAAAGCAUAUCGAGAAUGGUAAUACAAAUUUAAAAUAUACAUAUGGC